Molecule: messenger RNA, 2843 nt
Organism: Schistosoma turkestanicum
Lineage: Eukaryota; Metazoa; Platyhelminthes; Trematoda; Strigeidida; Schistosomatidae
Source: the annotation of a GenBank genome assembly
AGACUUUGAAACAAUUCGGAACGAAGUUUCAGAAAUCAUUGGUUCAAAUGCAAGACCAUCCUCGCAAGCAUCGACGGUUUGUAACCACAGAAAGCCUCGACAUCAGCUCGAGCUCUAUAGCGGACAUAACCAAGGCUAUCGCAACUCUUCACUUUAUGCAAAGAAAACUUGAUGCUAUCACAGCUGAAUUAUUAUUAACGUUGUUUAAGACAUAUGCGCCCUCACACCUUGAGGUUCACAACGUCGUCUCCUUAAAGAGACAUGAAUCUGCUUAAUCAAGUGCAGAGACGAGCAACGAAAUGGGUGGUAGGGUUGAAGAAUAAAGCCUAAGAAGAUAGACUCCAGCACUUGGGGUUAUUAGCUUUGUUAUAGAGUAAUCAGAGGCGAUAUUGGUUUACAGCACGCCAAACCACCUCCAGGCCACUCAAGGUAAUCCUCGAAAAAUUGCGCAUCUAAGUGCGAACACCCGGGUUCUUGCACACUUCACCAAUACGACUUGUUGCAACUUAGAAUGCUGUCCCAGCUGAGGUGACCACAGUACCCUCAAUGGACAACUUUAAGGAGAGACUAUUAAUACACACAUACAGAAUUAUCAUCUCCCUCGUGGAGAAGCUGUGCAUGAUGCAUGUCUUGAGACCUUCUGGCUGUUAUUAUUGCCAUCUCCUUUACUUCAUAUAUGUUGUUUAUUAUCUUUGUCGUUUCCCUUGCUUACAUUUCGGUCCUCUUGCACAAUUUUCACCGACAAUUAAACUGAAGUGUCCGUUUAGUUCUGAAGUACUAUUAGCAUUAGAAUUUUCUCCUUAUUGUUCUCCACAUUGCAACUAACUGAUCCCCAGUCUGGUAAUGUGAUAACUGCUGGUAUCGAGAAACCCUAAUGUCCUUAAACGAAUGUAUCCAUUCUAAUCACGGGACAUACAGACGACUGCAAACUGACUAGAAUUAGUGCACGCGAAUGGCUAGACUACCAUCCACUGUUCUUUGGUAUCAUAAACGUCAAGUACCGUAGUAAACACUUGUUAGUUUCAUUGAAAACCUUCUACUAGCAAUUUCUUAACUAUAUUAACGAUGUUACUAUAGUCUGACUAAAUGUUUUGAAAAUAAUAUUAUGAAAUAGGUUAAUUUCUCCCAAAUGCAAUGGUUUCUUUUUUUCGGCUUUUCAUUUAGGAUCAUAAGAAUGAUGUCCACAUCUUUUGGAGAUCUAUGUAUAAAUUAUUGAGAUUGAAUAACCAGUGUAGAUUAGGAUUAUUAUAGACCGCGCAAGUCAGACAGUGAUUACUAAAGUAUUACAGAAGCUGCUUGAUAUCGCCAUAUCUCACUAGUGUGUCGCAGUUAUGUCAGAUUCAGAUUCAACGUUACCAGCUACAGACGACUUUGGCUCAAGGUUCUUAGAAUUUGAUGAAUACUCCUUCGAACAGCCUGAUAAUACAGAGAGUGAUGCUUUUUCUGCGUUCCUACCCGAAUUUUGCGCCGUUGCGGAACAAAAGGUUCCAUUUCUUGGUGAGCAAUUACUUGAGACAGUCAAUGGACGCAAUAAAUACACGAGCCAUGUUCCUGAGGAUGACCAGGGUUCCAAUGUCAUUGACAAUUUAAAGUCUGACGCUAGUUCUGAUGAUUCUGAUUACGAUGAAAUGGUUUACAAACGUCCAAAACUGUUAACUGCACGGCAGAUAAGUUUGCAAUCUCAGAAAAUCGCUGUGCCAAUUAAUAUUAAGAACCCGAAACAGUCUGCAGCUCAUUCAAAACUAAUUAGUCUGGAAUGCUUAGAUCCAACUAAACCACCUACAACACUAACACCGGAACAAAUCGCCAUCCGACAAAAGAGAAUAGCCAACCGCAGAGAGUCGGCUAAGCACAAAGCAGAAAUGGAAAAGCGCCAAACCGUCGAGCGCUUGCUUAAGAUCAACGCAAAUGUUAUUGGGCGACGUGGUCGAGGCAGAAGCAAAAGUCUUCGGAAUAAUGUUUUGGCACACUGCGACCAGAUUUCAGUUCAAACGCGUCCAAAAUUUGUUGUCUCAAUGUGUGAGGGGGAUACAACUGAAAGGGAGUAUCUCGAUGAUCAGCAUGUUUCAUUACAACUCAGUGAGGAUAAUUGUAUGGAUACCGAGUUAGUGAACAAUGCCUAUAAAAAUACGAAACUGUCUGAUGAUGUCAUACCUUUAAGCUCAUCAAACUGUAAACCAAAUGUUCAGUCAUGUAACCCCAAACCAGGAUACAUCCGCUUUGUAUCAUCAUCUCGUUUGCCAACAAAAACACUCGUCUGUUUACCUUUGACAGAUAACGACAAUCACAGGUGCAUUUAUUCGCAUACUGAUGUUUAUUUAAAGAAGAUUGCAGCCCCUGAGAUACCAAAAUCACGUCUUUGUGACAUGGGUUGCGGCUGUGUUAGGCGCUAUGAAUGUGCCAAAACAGGCCGUUCCUUAUGUAGUUUAUCCUGUUAUAAGACUAAUUUAUCAGGACUUCCAUUACCCAUUUCAACUUAAAUCCAAACGUUCGGGCAUUCCGAAUACAUUUAAACACAAUUUGUAAUUUCUAACAGAAAAAGCAUUUGUAUUAUAGUAUGUGGCAUAUUAUUUUCUAUGACGCCGUAGUACAUAGGAAUGAUUAGAAAGUACCUAUUGAGAAACGAUACCAAAUGGUGUUUGAAUGACUAUUUUUAGAUAAACACAUGUUAUGCACUUCCCUACUUUUGGAAAGUAGAAGCUAUAUUGAAUGAAUUUUAUGUUUUCGAAUGUUGGCGAAAAAAUAGUUACCUGAUUAACGAAUUAUUACGUCAACAAAACCACCAGGUCAAAUUUACUUUACAGUCACUGCUACGUAUGUAUGCAUGCAUGACUAGUCAUUUG